AUGUCUCAACCAGCAACUCCUAUGCUCAGAAGCAGACCAAGUACCAGCUGGUGGGCUCGCCGCCACACGUCGCUCCUCCAUGAAUCCGACUUGAAUCACACCUCCCUAUCUUCUUGCCAUGGAGAGAACACAUCCAAGUCUUGCACCAAACCCCCUUCCCCACCCUUGUCCCGCCAACCCUCACUACAGCGACCCAGAUCACCUACCCCUGACAUCAUGCUCAGCGGCUGGCAACCCGUAGAACCAAGCCCUGCACUCUGGGUCUUUCUUAGGAACGUUCCUUCGCCACCGUCUGCGCCGGAGUUUGAGGUCCCGUCUGAGGUACGGGCACGGGCACAGCAACAGGCAGAGGAACAAGCACGGGCAGCACCACUUCAAACAGAAGGUGAUGGUUCAAGGCGUGAUUCUGUAGUCGACGAGGAGAUGUUGCCUCGUGCAGGGAGAAAUGGGGGAGAGAUUGUAAGGGGUGUGAAUGUGGAUGUGGAGAGCCAGGAGGAAAGGGUACAAAAAAGCUAUGGUGGCGAAAAGUUAAUUGUGAGGUCAUUUGCACGGAUGAGUAAGAAGGUUAAUCAAAGUGUGAGAUGUGAAGGUCAAAUCGGGCGGAGGGGCGGAAGCGAGUAA
Bipolaris oryzae ATCC 44560 is the source of this 621-nucleotide messenger RNA. RefSeq lists its product as uncharacterized. The transcript has 2 exons. The record is from RefSeq and is a predicted model, not a curated record. Lineage: Eukaryota; Fungi; Ascomycota; Dothideomycetes; Pleosporales; Pleosporaceae. The coding region runs from base 1 to 621 and encodes 206 amino acids.